AUGCACCCCUCGACCUGUUAUCCCGAGAGAACAAUCGGAACGGAGGACCCCAAAGACGUAAUCGACUCGGACCACCUCGAAGAACAAGAAAAAGCAAUUGGUUAUACAGAUGCCAGAGCAAUUGCAGGAGAUGCACAUUUCCACCGGCUAGGUUGGAAGCGAUUGACGGUCGUCCUCAUCGUUCAAUCAAUUGCCCUGGGGACUCUCAGCAUCCCAUCCGCAUUUGCCUCUCUUGGAAUGGUGGCCGGGGUGGUAAUCACCGUGGCACUCGGGGUGCUUGCUCUAUACGCCAGUUAUAUAGUCGGCCUGCUCAAAUUAAAGUACCCUCACAUCCCUCACUAUGCUGAUUUCGGCCGCCUCCUACUGGGCUCGUCCGGGGACUGGCUGCUCAGCAGUGCCUUCGUCGCGCAGUUAACCCUAGUUGUUGGCUCGCACUGCAUCACGGGGAAGCUCGCUCUCGCUGCGAUUUCAGAUAGCACUACCUGCUCUCUUAUAUUCAGCGCCAUCUCCGCUGUGAUGCUGUUUAUCCUUGCGAUCCCCCCAUCUUUCGCCGAGGUGGCCGUCUUGGGAUACAUCGACUUCGCCUCCAUCAUGAUCGCAGUCGGAAUUGCCAUCAUCGCCACCGGGCUACGGCGAGACGAAGUCGUUGCCCUGCCAUGGUCCGCCUGGCCAAAGGACAAUCUCAGCCUCAGUGAAGCGUUCGUCGCGGUCUCGAACAUCGUCUUCGCAUAUGCCUUUGCAUCCGCACAGCCCUCGUUCAUGGACGAAAUGCACAGUCCCCAGGAUUUCCCCAAGUCCAUUUCUGUUCUUGGCGCAGUACAGAUCACCGUCUAUACAAUCACAGGCGCGUUGAUAUAUGCCUUCGUCGGCCAGACAGUCCAGUCCCCAGCCCUCCUUUCAACCGGGCCCCUAGUAUCCAAAGUGGCAUUUGGCAUGGCCCUGCCCGUAAUCUUCAUAUCAGGAUCAAUCAACACGACUGUGAUCUGUCGAUUCAUGCACGGCCGGAUAUUCCAGCACUCAAUCACGCGCUACGUUAAUACUCCAGCGGGCUGGGCUACGUGGCUCGGCCUCGUUGCGUCUUUCACCCUGAUCUCCUGGGUCGUUUCAGAAGCGAUCCCUUUCUUCUCAGAGCUGCUCUCCCUCGCCGGCUGCUUGUUUGUCUCUGGGUUCUCGUUCUACUUGCCCCCGUUGUUAUGGUUCUUCCUCCUCAAAGAAGGGAGCUGCUUUGAGAAACGGAACGUUCAGUCUGCAGUUUUGAAUCUCCUUGUCUUUGCUGUUGGGAUUUGUGUGCUUGGCUUUGGAACUUAUGCCAGCGUGAAGCAGAUUAUGGUCAAAUUCGAAACAGGAUCUGUGGGUAGGCCGUUUUCUUGUUCGAGUGCGUAG
Molecule: messenger RNA, 1383 nt
Organism: Aspergillus versicolor CBS 583.65
Lineage: Eukaryota; Fungi; Ascomycota; Eurotiomycetes; Eurotiales; Aspergillaceae
Exons: 2
Coding region: 1-1383 (460 amino acids)
Biological process (GO): amino acid transmembrane transport
Cellular component (GO): vacuolar membrane
Molecular function (GO): amino acid transmembrane transporter activity
Source: RefSeq, a predicted model, not a curated record